Messenger RNA from Argentina anserina (silverweed cinquefoil), 2614 nucleotides. RefSeq names its product long chain acyl-CoA synthetase 8. The transcript has 12 exons. Gene Ontology annotation, molecular function: long-chain fatty acid-CoA ligase activity. Gene Ontology annotation, cellular component: membrane; endoplasmic reticulum. Lineage: Eukaryota; Viridiplantae; Streptophyta; Magnoliopsida; Rosales; Rosaceae. Bases 168 to 2363 code for a protein of 731 amino acids. The record is from RefSeq and is a predicted model, not a curated record.
CUUACAGUCGUUUUGAUAAUCUCGUACCCCACAAGCCACAAUGUUCUAAUUACUUUCCUCUACAAAAGAAAGACCAAACAAGCUCACACACACGGCAACGAGCUCAAUCCUCUUUUCUUUGAGAAUAAUCGGGACGAUCCUAAUUCUUGUUUUGAAGCAGCAGAGUGAUGGAGGAUACUGAAGGGAGCUUCAUGAACUCGGUUCCGGAAAACACGGGUGGUCCUGUUGGUGUUGAUCAUUUGUCUUUUCUCAAAGACUAUGGAAUCUUUGGGAUACUGGGGGCGGUUAUUGUCGCGCUACUCGUACCCGUGUUGCUGUCAGCUGUGUUUAUGGGGAAGAAGAGGAAGCAGCGUGGAGUUCCUGCUCAGGUUGGCGGCGAGGAAGGCUACACAAUGCGGAACAUUCGAGUUAAUGAGUUGAUUGAAUCACCUGAUGGGGAGGCAACCACUGUGCCGGCCUUGUUUGAGAUGUCGUGUGAGAAGUAUGGGCCUAAUCAGUUUCUUGGAACCAGGAAGUUGAUUGGGAGGGAGCUUGUCACGGCUAGUAGUGGCAAGAAGUUUGAGAAGCUUCACUUGGGGGAGUAUGAGUGGCAGACUUACAGGCAGGUGUAUGAUCGUGCUUGUAGCUUUGCGUCGGGGCUUAUUAAGUUGGGGCAUAAUGUGGAUACUCGUGCCGCGAUUUUUGCUGAUACUUGUGCAGAGUGGUUUAUAGCAUUUCAGGGGUGCUUCCGGCAGAAUCUUACUGUUGUUACCAUCUAUUCUUCCCUAGGUGAAGAUGCCUUGAUCCACUCGCUUCAUGAGACUCAAGUAUCAACAUUGAUCUGUGAUUCAAAGCAGUUGAAAAGGCUGGCUGCCAUAAGCUCAAGCCUAUCCAGCAUAAAAAAUGUAAUAUAUUUUGAUAACGAGGCAAGUUCAGAUGCUGAAGAAUGUGAAAGUAAUAGCAAUUGGGCAGUCAGAUCCAUUUCUGAAGUUGAGAAACUUGGACAAGAAAGUUCUGUUCAUCCACGUUUACCUUCUAAGAAUGAUGUUGCUGUUAUUAUGUAUACGAGCGGCAGUACAGGUCUGCCAAAGGGAGUCAUGAUAACUCAUGGCAAUAUUGUAGCCACUACAACAGCGGUUAUGAGAGUGAUUCCAAAUCUGGGUAGCACUGAUGCAUACUUAGCAUACUUGCCCUUAGCUCAUGUUUUUGAAUUGGCUGCAGAGUCUGUGAUGAUGGCUUCAGGUGUUAAAGUUGGUUAUGGUUCCGCAUUGACUUUAACUGACACUUCAAAUAAAAUUAAGAAAGGAACCAAGGGAGAUGUUUCUGCGUUGAAGCCGACUCUCAUGACUACGGUUCCUGCUAUUAUAGAUCGCAUUCGAGACGCUGUUUUUAAGAAGGUUGAGGAGAAAGGGGGGAUAUCAAAGAAACUUUUUGACAUUGGAUUUAAUCGGCGGCUGCCUGCUGUAGAAGGAAGCUGGUUUGGUGCUUGGGGUCUGGAAAAAUUGUUUUGGGAUACCUUCGUCUUUAAAGUUAUACGUCUGGGGCUGGGAGGCCGUGUACGUUUUAUGCUCUGUGGUGGAGCUCCUUUAUCUGCUGAUUCACAACGAUUCAUCAAUAUCUGCAUGGGGGCUCCAAUUGGGCAAGCAUAUGGCUUGACUGAAACAUUUGCUGGAGCUACGUUUUCUGAGGCGGAUGACACAACAGUGGGCCGUGUUGGCCCACCCUUGCCUUGUUGUUACGUCAAGCUUGUUUCUUGGAAAGAAGGUGGAUACUUGCCAUCUGACAAGCCAAUGCCCCGUGGGGAGAUUGUAAUUGGGGGACCCAGUGUAACUGCUGGGUACUUCAAUAAUCAAGAAAAGACGGACGAGGUCUACAAGGUUGACAAGAAUGGCAUGCGCUGGUUUUAUACUGGUGACAUUGGAAGGUUCCAUCCUGAUGGAUGCCUUGAAAUUAUAGAUAGGAAAAAGGAUAUUGUUAAACUUCAGCAUGGAGAAUACAUUUCCCUCGGAAAGGUUGAGGCGGCAUUAAUAAACAGCAAUUAUGUGGACAGUAUCAUGGUAUUUGCAGACCCCUUCCACAACUACUGCGUAGCUAUAGUUGUCCCUGCGCGUGGCGCCCUGGAGCAGUGGGCUCAGCAAGCUGGAAUCAAGUACAAUGAUUUUUCGGAGCUGUGUGCAAAAGGAGAAGCAGUUAGUGAGGUCCAACAGUCGCUCUCCAAGAUAGCAAAAGAAGCAAAAUUGGACAAAUUUGAACUGCCUGGAAAGAUUUAUUUGGCGCCUGAUCCAUGGACACCCGAAUCAGGAUUGGUUACUGCUGCUCUCAAGAUCAAGAGGGAGCAGAUUAAGGCCAAGUUCAAAAGUGAGAUUGAGAAGUUAUAUGCUUGAUCAAGUUUCUGUUUUCCUAGUUUUCCCAAGUUGCAUGGCCUCGAGUGUAUAAUCAAUUAAUGGUGUUCUGGUCCUUUAAGCACACCCAGGCAAGAAUGCUCGCUGGGAUACGAAAUCUCAAAUCAUUUUUCGAUGACAGAUUCCACUGAUAUCUAAUUGUACCCGUCUUCUUUUGUUCUAAAGAUAAUUCUCUUCCACUUGUAAUAUAUUCUAAAGAUGAAUUUGAGAUUUUCCUGUGUCAUUUCUUGUUA